Messenger RNA from Triticum dicoccoides, 918 nucleotides. RefSeq lists its product as uncharacterized. Lineage: Eukaryota; Viridiplantae; Streptophyta; Magnoliopsida; Poales; Poaceae. The transcript has a single exon. The record is from RefSeq and is a predicted model, not a curated record. The coding region runs from base 118 to 468 and encodes 116 amino acids.
CCCUCCUCCUCGCCCUCCCCCGCUCACGCCGUUCAUAGCGUAGCACGUAGCACGUACGCGCGCGCGCAGCGCGGGCGAGAGAGACAAAGCUCGUCGGCCGGCUGUCUCUCGCCUGCCAUGGGAACGGAGGUGCUCCGCCCGCACGACUGCCUGUCCCGCGUCCGCCACCACGCCCACGCCCACGCCGGCUCCAGGCGGUCGCCGCGCCCGGCCGCGAGGACGCGCCGCCGCACAGCUCGGCGCGGCCAGGCGGCGUCGCCCCUGCCGCAAGAGAUGCGGGUACAGGUGCCGGCGGCCACCGUGGACGCCGCGUACGCCGGGCCAGCGUUCGGUGUCAUGUCGCCGUCGCCGCGGGCGCUGCCGCUGCCGCGCUUCAGCAACACCAAGACGGCAGCCCCGGCCACCGUGGACGACUCGGCCACGCGGGAGCUCCGGCGGCUGCUGGGCCUGGAGCGGCCGGCGAAUUAACCGCGCGCGAGAAAUCAAACAGGCAGGCCACGGACUCAGCGAACGAAGGAAGGGUUUGUCAAGAUGUACGUGUGGGUCUCUUCCAUUGAUUCUUUUCGGUCAAUCUCCGACUCCGUCUCUCCGACGGCGCGCGUUCCCGGGGCCUCCCCCGUCCGGUGUUUUUGUCAAGGACCGAGGGAGGCGGGGAGCGACGCUGCGGCUUAGCUCCCAUUGCGCGGAACCCGUCGUAGGGGAGGAGGAGCUAAACUAGAGGAAGGAGAAAUGAUGAAAUGGCGGGAAGAUUUGAUGUGGUUAACUGAAUCUGAUCAUCUUCAGAUUUGCUCUUGUGAUGCUCAAAAACUGGGAUAGCUCAAACUUCUUGUCGACAACUGGACCAGUCGAUUAGGUGUAACAACUUGUACAUAAUUUUUCAAUCGAAGAACAACACGAACUUAUUUCGGUGCGUAAUUA